UCACCACAUAUGUCUAGAAUUCAAGAGCACUCCAGAGACAGUAACCCGCAGAUGUUCCUCAAAGUGUCAGCCAACAACCAAACACUGGGCACCAUCACCAUAGAGCUUUUCUCCCAUAUUGUGCCCAAGACGGCAGAGAACUUCAAGGUUCUCUGUACCGGGGCGAAAGGCUUCGGACUGCGGAACUCCGUCUUCCACAGGGUCAUACCGGACUUCAUGCAGGGUGGUGACAUCACAAAAGGGGACGGCACAGGAGGCAAGUCCAUCUAUGGCAGCAAGUUUGAGGAUGAGAACUUCGACGUUCGGCAUACUGGCCCAGGAAUCGUGUCAAUGGCCAACUAUGGGCGCGACACCAACAACUCCCAGUUCUUCAUCACGCUGAAGAAAGCCGAACACCUGGACUACAAACAUGUGGUUUUUGGUUGGGUGCGGGACGGCAUGGACGUGGUGCAGCAGAUGGGGGAGCUGGGCACGAAGGGAGGCGUGCCCACAAAGAAGCUGGUCAUCACAGACUGUGGACAGCUGUAGUUCAUUUUUAAUGUUCAGUUCAGGUUAUUAAGUCGAGGUAAUAGGGGACUUCUAGAAAACGAUGUGUUCCCAGUGUGGUUCAUUCUCUCCUGCUAAAACUCAAACCACGCUCAUCACAGGACGACUGGUCAACACCUGACUCCAGUAGCCUUGAACUAAAAAUUAUUUUAGCUUUAGACAAAAAUAAUUUUUAUUACCUUGGUGUCGUACUCUGGUUGCAGACUUGUUUAUUGUUUCUGUGUUGCACUUGUAUCUUUAUUAUCAUCUUUCAAUAAAUACUCUUUAAU
Molecule: messenger RNA, 815 nt
Organism: Platichthys flesus (European flounder)
Lineage: Eukaryota; Metazoa; Chordata; Actinopteri; Pleuronectiformes; Pleuronectidae
Product: E3 SUMO-protein ligase RanBP2-like
Exons: 2
Coding region: 10-528 (172 amino acids)
Biological process (GO): protein peptidyl-prolyl isomerization
Cellular component (GO): intracellular membrane-bounded organelle
Molecular function (GO): peptidyl-prolyl cis-trans isomerase activity
Source: RefSeq, a predicted model, not a curated record